GUGAGCGCAGUCACCUGCCGCGAACACCGACCGCCGCACGUCGCGCCCGCGAGAUGCCGCCAAUUGCGCCUAAACGAUCUAUUCUGUUCACUUUUUGAAUUGACGAAUUUAGGCGCCAAAUGUUUUAAUUCCUUUUUGGUGGACUGUGUUCUUGUGAUUAUUUUGUGUGCGACUUAUUUUACUUGGAGGCCUUUUGGACAUGGUUUAACUUUUGUUGUUGUAUGUUCGUUCGCUAUAGACAUGCUAAAGUGAGUAGUGCAAUGUGACAGUUUCUGAGGAGUUUCAACAAAACACAACAAUGUGCAGCAAGGAACAAAUCAACCAUGUGCUCAGUAAGAUCAAUGUGGGUCUGCCAUCGUGGUCGCGCGGCCUGGAGGUGGCCGAGGCUGCACGCACGCGCCUCGUGCGCUGGGCGUGCGGCGACCCGCCGGCGGAGCCCGACCCGCCCCGCAAGAAGAUGCCGCAUGCGUUGCGACGGAGGUGGCCCUUGUGCCCUUGUUUACAGAAUGACGAGCCCCCGGAGAUCACAUACUGCGUGGUGGGGGGUGAAGGCGGGCUGGCUCUCCAGGCUGUCACCCCCACACACCCCAUGCCACCACAGGAUGAACUCGACGCCAAGUUCGCUGAGCUUGUGGAAGAGCUGGACCUGACAGCCGUGAACAAAGCAGCCAUGAUGGCUCUCCCCGCGGCCAAGAAGUGGCAGAUCUACUGCAGCCGGCGGCCUCCACCUGGACAACCUCCACCGCUAGCCACCGCGCCGCAGCUCGAAGAGUACAUCAAGGCUCUUAACGAGAUUGCUGAUGCCUUCGCAUCAUCAGAAAGCAUACCACCAGCAGAAGCGUGCGCCCUAGUCGAAGGCCUCAAAACAGCAUUAAGGACACGAGCACACAGCUUCGUACUCAGGUUCAUCAAGCAAGGAGGCCUAGGCUCCUUGCUAGAUGCCCUUCAGCGAGCGCCAAGGGAUGACGCUUCCACCAGGCAUAACCUCAUUGCGGCUAUUAAAGCGCUCAUGAACAACUCUACGGGGCGCGCGCAUGUGCUGGCUCACCCCACGAGCAUCGAUCUGAUCGCACAGUCCUUAGACACUGACAAUGUUAAGACAAAGGUCGCUGCACUUGAGAUACUGGGAGCCGUUUGUCUUGUACCAGGAGGACAUAAGAAGGUACUAGAAGCGAUGGUCCACUACCAAAAAUACGCGGGCGAGCGUGCCCGCUUCCAAAGCAUUAUGAACGAGUUGGACCGCAGUACCGGCGCCUACAGAGACGACCUUGGCCUGAAGACUGCCAUCAUGUCCUUCGUUAACGCCGUACUUAAUUAUGGACCGGGGGAAGAGAGCUUGGAGUUCAGGCUGCAUUUGAGAUACGAGCUGCUUAUGUUGGGGAUACAACCAGUAAUCGAAAAACUCCGCAAAUACGAAAACGAAACCCUGGACCGUCACAUCGAGUUCUUCGAGAUGGUGCGCAAUGAGGACGAGAGGGAACUAGCAAGGCGGUUCGAUAAGGAACAUGUUGAUACUAAGAGUGCUACUUCCAUGUUUGAGCUGUUGAGGAGGAAACUCAGCCAUACUGGUGCUUACCCACAUCUGCUGUCCAUGUUGGAGCAUCUACUGUUGUUGCCAUUGGAAUACAACCCGAUGUCCCAGCACUGGUUGCUGCUGGACCGCGUAGUGCAGCAGGUGGUGCUGCAGCAGCCCGCCGCCGGCAGCCGCGCCAACUCCGACCAGGGCAGCGAGAGGGGCAGCACUUCCGAUACUACUAAGAUCUAUGACCCGGACGUAGCGCCUCUAGAAAUCAACGUCGGCGAGAUAGUCCAUCUUUUAGCCAAAGAAGAAGAGUUGGUGGCCGCCAGAACUAAAGCUGAGAACUUGGAGAGAGAAAACGUGGAUCUCGCUACCGAACUCGCUAAGAAGGAAAAGCAAGUGGACGAGCAGAGCCAAGAGCGAGAGGAGCUAGAAGGAGUCGUGUCACGCUUCAAGGAACGCCUUGAACGCGAGACUGCGGCGCAUAUGGAGUGCUCAGAGCGAGCCCGUGCCGCCGCCACCAGGGCUCUGCAGCUUGAGCAGCAGCUGAACCAGGAAAGAGUGGAACGAGCAAGGUUUGAGAAACUAGUCAGUGAAGGAAGCAUACCUGAUGACGCCAAGGUCAGCAACCUAAAGAGCGCCGUCAUCGAAACUUGCUCUGUUCCACCGCCUCCCCCUCCUCCCUUGUUAAGCGCCCCACCCGCCCCUCCCGCCCCACCUGCUCCGGCACCCCCACCCGCACCCCUAGCUCCUCUGGCCCCCCUAGCCCCCGCCCCACCUCGAGCAAAGAAGAACGUGCCAACCCCUGGUAAUCCUCUGAAGAGCUUCAACUGGAGUAAACUGCCUGAUACUAAGCUUCACGGUACCAUUUGGCAGGAGCUUGAUGAUACUAAACUGUAUAACGCUAUGGACUUGCAUACUAUUGAUAAAAUGUUCUGCGCCUACCAGAAGAAUGGGGUUCAGAACGAAGGCUCAGUGGAAGACUUGAGGCAGUUGGGCUCGAAGCCCCGCACUAAGAUCCUGACCGUGAUCGACGGCAGACGAGCGCAGAACUGCACCAUCUUACUGUCGAAGCUGAAGAUGACUGACGAGGAAAUAUGCCGAGCGAUCCUCCGCAUGGACAGCGGCGAACAGCUCCCCAUAGACAUGGUGGAACAGCUGGUGAAGUUCACGCCCAGCGCCGAGGAGGCGGCUCUGCUGGAGGAACAUCAGGACGAGCUCGACAGCAUGGCGCGGGCCGACCGCUUCCUCUACGAGAUAUCUAAGAUUCCCCACUAUUCUCAACGCGUUCGUCUGCUACUCUUCAAGAAGAAGUUCAGUGGCGCCGCGGCUGAAGCCACCGCCCGCGCAUGCGUGGUACUGCGAGCGGCUCGGGACAUGCCGCGAUCCCGUCGCUUGAGGGCACUUCUCGAAAUUGUAUUAGCUCUUGGAAACUAUAUGAACAGAGGUGCCAGAGGCAAUGCGUCAGGCUUCCGUCUGACUUCACUGAACAAGUUGGCAGACACAAAGUCUUCUGUGUCAAGGAAUACAACUCUGCUGCAUUAUCUCGUCGAAAUGCUGGAGUCUCAGUUCAAGGACAUCCUUCUGCUCGAAGAAGACCUCCCCCACGUCCGCGCCGCCGCCAAGGUGUGCGUGGAGCAGCUGGAGCGCGACGUGGGCGCGCUGCGCGGCGGCCUGCGCGACGUGGCGCGCGAGCUGGACUACCACGCGGCGCUGCCGGCGCGCCCGCAGCACGACAUGUUCCUGCCCGUCAUGCGCGACUUCCACGCGCAUGCCGUCUGCUCCUUCACGCAGUUGGAGGAUCUGUUCCAUGACAUGAAGAGUCGUCUGGAAGCUUGUGCUCACGCAUUCGGUGAAGAAGCUUCGGCGUCGCCCGAGCAGCUGUUCGGCGCGCUCGACGCCUUCCUCACGCAGCUCGGGGAUGCCAGGGCCGAGUGUGACGCCGCCCGGCGCCGCCGGGAUGACGAGGAGAGACGCACCCGACAUGAGCAGGAGCUCAAGAAACGCACAAUGGAGCGAAAACAAGCGUCCAGCCUUCUAAGCUCCGUGGGCAAGUCGCUCGGCAAGUCCAACGGCAAUACCGACUGCAACGGUCACUCGGACAGUUCCCGAGACGGAACCCUCACCAACGGACAGAAGGGAGAGUUCGAUGACCUCAUCUCUGCACUCCGAACUGGCGACGUCUUCGGAGACGACGUGGCCAAGUUCAAACGCUCCCGCAAAGCCUCCAAAGUCAGCCACAAGGGAAGGGAUUCCCCCCCUAGAGGCAUCUGCAGGGAAGACUCCAGGGAACGACAGAAGAAUUGAACGACCCAACACUAGUAAAGGUUAUUGAAAGUUUGUAGCGUCCAGCGUACCUUGUAGUUUCUUGGUCAGUGUUAACGCGAAGCUUCAUUUACUAGACAAUUUUUCUUGUAAUACGGUAAAUCGACUAAUAUUAACUGUGUUGAUGUAUCAUUUUGGCUUUAAACGUUCACCUGGCUUCUGUCGAAAGACAAUAGAAAUACCUGUAGGUGGGACGCUGGGCUGAUGGAGCAAACGAUAGUUUAAUCGAAACGUGAUAUUUACCGCGUAGGGAUCCUAUUGGUCCGUUAUAAGUACGGAGUCACAAAUAUGAGAUUACAAAAGACGUAACGAGUGACGUGUCAUUGAACCCAUAGUUUUAUGUGACAACGAAGCGACCGCUGCCAUUUUUUGGAUUAAUUUUUGAAAAUUAUCUCACAAACAUGGUGCCUAAUUUUGGAUGAUUUUAAGGUCGUGGCCUGGCGAAGUUGUGCGUCACGUGGUUUCUGUUUGACGAUGGACGUACUUUCCAAAGAUUUUUUAUCAGAUAUUUUGACGUUUAACAUCUUUUCUAUCUGUAGUUUAGUGCAAUGGUACCAGUGAAAAUGCUCGAAUGAAAAUAGUUCCCCUAAACCUUAAGCCCUUCAAAGGGCCACGACCUCUCCGAGAAUUUUCGAAAAGCUUUUGCUGGUUAUCGACUGAGGUAGUCAAAGACUGUGCGUGUUAUUCCAUAGACGAUUUAUUUUAGUCUUUACUUAUCUAUAAGCGUUGUGUGAUUUGAGUAACCAUAGAGUUAGAGUGUAUUGAGUUUUUUACUGGAGUUCUCUCGGUUGGAGGAAGAUGUCGUUGUGUUUAUCGAUCUUAAUGUUACUAAUUAAUCUAUGAGGAAUGUUUCAAAGUAAAAUGUUUUUCCUAAUAACACAUCUUAGUGAUCAUAUUGAUAAACAUAACCACCGCUUCCAGUAUGAAUGUCGAUGAUUUUUUACAUAUCUCAAUUGUACCUAUAGACAAUUCGGACACAAUAGAACCUUCUUAAGUGUCAAUACAAUGGGAAUUGACGAAACACUAUAUUAUUAUAUACUGUUACUAAAGUUUACUAGGUGUAGGAAUUGAUACAUACCUAGACUAUAAAAACAACAUUUUGGAAUUUUGUAUCAACUAAAGCGUGGUAGAAAAUUUUUGAUAAAUUUUACAUUUUAUAUAAUUAUCAUCAUCAUUUUUAAUUUAUUCACGAAUGAUUUAAAUAAUUGAAGAAAUCUUAUUUUUUUUCAUUGUAAAUAUAUUUUUUUAAUUUUGCCAAAAUUUGUUACCGUCUCUAUUAAAACGGAGUCAAUAAUUUAUUGAAAAUUUUCUUAAUGUAUGUAAUAAAGUUUGUCACUUGUAAAUUUUAUUGUUUUGUUCAGUAUUGCUUAAGGUCAUAGUAUAUUAAUAUAAUGAUUAUAUAUUAGACACUAUUUAAAUUAAACCCUUGAACAAUA
This is a messenger RNA of Helicoverpa zea (corn earworm), 5280 nucleotides long. It is a transcript of the gene DAAM, whose product is annotated as disheveled-associated activator of morphogenesis 1. The coding region runs from base 299 to 3826 and encodes 1175 amino acids. Gene Ontology annotation, biological process: positive regulation of actin filament polymerization; actin cytoskeleton organization. The record is from RefSeq and is a predicted model, not a curated record. NCBI's taxonomy places the organism in Eukaryota, Metazoa, Arthropoda, Insecta, Lepidoptera, Noctuidae. Gene Ontology annotation, molecular function: small GTPase binding; actin binding. The transcript has 21 exons.